Lichtheimia ornata is the source of this 3201-nucleotide messenger RNA. RefSeq lists its product as uncharacterized. The transcript is spliced from 11 exons. Gene Ontology annotation, molecular function: protein binding; ATP binding; protein kinase activity. NCBI's taxonomy places the organism in Eukaryota, Fungi, Mucoromycota, Mucoromycetes, Mucorales, Lichtheimiaceae. The record is from RefSeq and is a predicted model, not a curated record. Bases 1 to 3201 code for a protein of 1066 amino acids. Gene Ontology annotation, biological process: protein phosphorylation.
AUGGCAGUGGAUCCUAAACUUAAUGUGAACUUGCACUCGGUGGAUCGUGCCAAUUGGCCGAUUGAAGACGUUGUUUAUUGGCUUGAUAACCAAGGAUGGGGUUCAUUGUCGCGAACGUUUAAAGACUUGAAUAUCCAUGGACACCACUUUUUGAACCUGACGAUAUCUGAUCUCGACGAGCUGCUACAACGAUCGCUACCUAUGCCAGAAUUGUUACGUCUGCAUAAGGAAAUACGAGCCUUGAAUAACACGGAUCACAUCCAGCAUACUGGUUUCAACAAUAAGCCCACCUCUCGAUCGACACCAACAGUAGCACCUCCAACAACCAGUACCGGUAGCAGCAGCAGCAGCAGCACCACACGACCUGCUAUGCUUCAAACCAACAACAACAACAUGACAUCGGAUUAUGCACUGAUCCAACCUUUUAUACCCGAACGGACAUCAUCCAAUCCACAACAAAUAUCAAAGAUCGUCAAUGCUUUGAAUUACGACAUGUCUCAGAUCAGACCUUUAUACAAGAAUCGUUUACGUUCUCAACCAUCUCGAGAAUUCAUCAAUGGUCGUCCACGUGCACCGAGUAAUCCUCUUGCAACAGCUCCUCCAUUCGCUACAUCUUCGUCCAAAAUAUCCAUAUUGGAUCGCCCAAAUCCACCACCGAGUCCUUUACCAAAGACAGAAGAAGGUUGGAAGAUUGCAGGCAAACGUGUACAACAAUUUCAGGAACAACGACAGCAACAACAACAGCAACACCUGAAACAGCAACCGCCACCACCAUUAUCUUUAACGUCACAGCAACCAGCCUAUACAUCCUAUCAUCCUUUACCUCCAAUGCCAUCCACGCCACGCUUUGGAUCUCGACGUAUCCAAGUCACUUCAGAUUCCAACACGUACCUUGGUUUGACCGUGACCGAUCUUAACGACCCAAAGGAGAUCAAGAGUGCCAUUUUGAAGAUGCUGAACCUACAGGAUGAUCAAUAUCUUUAUUAUCAUGACAAUGGGGUCACGUAUUAUCAUGAGAAUGGCGAAAAGUUCUACGCCCCAUUGACGGAGGAAGAAUUGGUUGCUAUUUGCCGCAAUGCUGGUGAACGUCCUACCGAGCAGAUCCUCGUCAUGUCGAUUAGACAAGUAAUGCCUCCCUAUGCAAAGGAUCAUCGUGGCAUCUAUCCUGAUAUACCCAACAAUUAUGGAUGUAACUUACAAUAUCAAAGGUCUUUUUGUCCACCACCUUACAUGACACGUCCUGACAUCCACUAUCCCUCCAUCUUUGGUGAUCCAAUUCAACGCAGCCCAAUCUCAGCUACACCACCACAACAUGUGGCCAAUUUUGGAUAUGCAGCGAAUGCAGCAGCUAAACCUAUACGACCCACAGGACGUCGAGCCUCUUCUGGAGAACUGAUGACUGUAUACGAGACAACAGCUGGGGAUCCAUAUUUACAACAACAACAACAACAACAGCAACAGCAACAGCAACAGCAACAGCAACAAAACAACAAGCCAUAUCCGAUUGUGGUUCCUUCGACAAGUAAUGGUGAUCCAUAUACGAAUGAGAAUAAUCGACCUGAACCCAUACAAAGACCACAAGCGAGUGUAUCGAGUGAUCCCAAGACCAAGAAGCGGUGGUUACAUCGUCGACAGUAUUCAACGGAUGAGCUUUCUACUAUGAGUAAAACACGAAGACCAGCUGUCCAAUUUGCUCGACAAGAUGAUACUCAACAAUCCAACAAUGAUCGUCGUCGACAUUUGCAAAUCCAAAUACCCACCCAUAGUUCGUCACGUGGUGGUGGUGGUACUUCCUUAUUACCUUCCUCACCCAUGCCAACCACCACUUCAGAAGGAGGAGAAGAGCAAGUAUGGGGUGAACGGCCUUCCAUUGAACAACUUUACAGGGACAUCGACAAGUAUUUGCCUGGUCAUGAUUUGGAUAAGGAAAUCUUUAUUGAAACACCCACUUCACCUAAAACACCAUCUCCAGCUGUUGCUGCUGCAGCUGCUGCAACACCUCCUCCGCCAUCUUCCCCUGCAAUUCCAGUUGCUGCUGCUCCUGCUGCUGCUGCAUCAGCAUCAUCAGCAGCUCCCACGCCACCUCUCACUUCAACACCUUCCCCUCGUCAUCAACGUUUACAAGCACAUCGCAAAUCCAUCCGUGUGGUGGCUAAAGAGGCUCACAAGAAUUGGCGUUUCUCUCAACAUAUGGGUACUCCACGUAGUAUCUUGCGUCGUCGAAGCACCAAAAUGUGGGAUCGUAAGGUAGAACAGGUGAAGCCUGGUAUGAUUGUGGAAAGGCAAUCGAUGGUUGUCAAGGAAGAAGUGGAACCCGUAGGAUAUCCAGCACCUACCAAGAUGCAAUGGGUACGGGGUGAAUUGAUUGGACGAGGUUCCUUUGGCCGAGUUUAUCAUGCUUUGAAUGUUGCUGCUGGAGAAUGGAUUGCUGUCAAAGAAGUGGAUGCACCCAAGACCAAAUCGGAUAUGCAAAACACCAAGAUGCGUGAAGCAGUGGAUUCAUUGUAUCGCGAGAUUUCCUUGUUGAAGGAUUUCGACCAUGAAAACAUUGUUCAAUAUCUGGGCUAUGACUUUGAUGAAGACGAAGGCCACAUUUACAUCUUUUUGGAGUAUGUUCCUGGUGGUAGUAUUCUCAGUGCGCUCAAAAAGAAUGGACCCUUUGAUGAAGUACUCGUUCGAUUCCUCACGCGACAAAUCCUAUUGGGGCUUGAAUAUUUGCAUGAUCGCAACAUCAUGCAUAGAGAUAUAAAAGCUAGCAACAUUCUCGUGGAUAAUCAUGGCGUAUGCAAGAUUACAGAUUUUGGUCUCUCGAAACCAAGUGGACAAGAAGAAGCCUACGACCCCAAUUCCAAUACCUUGAUGAAAGGCACCGUGUUUUGGAUGGCUCCAGAAGUAGUACAAAAUUCCAAAUACAGUGCCAAGAUUGACAUCUGGAGUCUCGGCUGCACGGUGAUUGAAAUGCUCACGGGUGAUCACCCAUGGAUGGAAAUGAAUAUGCUUGCUGCAUUGUAUAGUCUUGGCAAGUACAAGUCUCCACCGAUACCUGAAGAUGCGCCUGAGUUGGCCAAGGAUUUCCUAAACCAAUGCUUUAUCAUUGAUCCAGAAGCACGUCCAACGGCUGCUGAUCUUUUAGUGCAUCCAUUUGUCAGACAAGUAACCAACUUCAAUUUCCAGGAUUAUGUAAAGACGCGUUUGAAUUGA